Messenger RNA from Dibothriocephalus latus, 231 nucleotides. Lineage: Eukaryota; Metazoa; Platyhelminthes; Cestoda; Diphyllobothriidea; Diphyllobothriidae. The record is from the annotation of a GenBank genome assembly.
ACUUUUGCGGACAAGUAUCUUGCUGGGAUGAAUGAACAGCAGCUUGAUGCCUACGACAACCUCAUUAAUAAACCGGACAACGACUGGGACAUCUAUUAUUGGGCAACGGGCAAACAAGAAGCGCCUGCGGAAUUCCAAACUGAUAUACUUAAGUUGCUCCAAGAGCACACCCGCAACCCUAAUCGUGAGCUCCGAAACCAACUGCCCAACCUGCACUCUUCUGAUAAGUAG